Messenger RNA from Stegostoma tigrinum, 4148 nucleotides. It is a transcript of the gene psph, whose product is annotated as phosphoserine phosphatase. NCBI's taxonomy places the organism in Eukaryota, Metazoa, Chordata, Chondrichthyes, Orectolobiformes, Stegostomatidae. The transcript is spliced from 7 exons. Gene Ontology annotation, cellular component: cytoplasm. Gene Ontology annotation, molecular function: magnesium ion binding; L-phosphoserine phosphatase activity. Gene Ontology annotation, biological process: dephosphorylation; L-serine biosynthetic process. The coding region runs from base 412 to 1209 and encodes 265 amino acids. The record is from RefSeq and is a predicted model, not a curated record.
GAAGGGAAUUACAUUAAAUUUUCCAACAGCUUGAAAAAUCUCGUAAGGAUUUUCACGCUGAGUGAAAUGCAGUCUUGUGUCCGAGACGUUGCAGUGCAUGUAGAGUGGCCACGCUUUUGAAGGCGCAAGUUUGUCGGUGGGUGAAUGGUGCAAUAGGGUGUAGGACAUGUUGAUAGCUCAGCAGCCAGCUCGCGGACGCGUGUAUUGCAAGUAAUCUUUCUGGCAACGGUUUGUACCCUCGCACUGUUCGUUUAGUGGGACGAAGAAACCGAGAUUACUAAAUUAUCGAGGUAAAGUUGGAUUGUGAGUCUGUUGUGGGCGCCGGAACUGAUUGAGAAGAUAGGAGCUCCUCCAUUCUUCUCUCUAACACAGGAGGAUGUUGCAGGGAACUGGUGGAACCUGUAGAGCAAUAUGACUACACUUGCUGAAACACAAGCUGUUCUUCGCAGUGCUGAUGCAGUCUGUUUUGAUGUUGACAGUACAGUCAUUAAAGAAGAAGGAAUUGAUGAACUAGCAACAUUCUGUGGUGUCGGUGAUGAAGUAGCAGAAAUGACUCGAAAUGCAAUGGGAGGGGCCGUCUCAUUUAAGAAGGCUCUAACAGAGCGUCUAUCUAUAAUACAACCUUCACGAGAGCAAAUGAACAAGCUCCUAACUGAUCACCCCCCAUGUUUAACGGAGGGCAUAAAGGAACUGGUCGGUCAACUUCAACGACGUGGGGUUGAAGUUUUCUUGAUAUCUGGUGGUUUCAGGAGCAUAGUGGACCAUUUAGCAACACAGAUAAAUGUUCCCUUAGCCAAUGUUUAUGCAAACAAGCUGAAGUUUUACUUCAAUGGUGAUUAUGCUGGUUUUGAUGAAACUCAACCAACAGCAGAAUCUGGUGGGAAAGGCCGAAUCAUAGCUCGUCUAAAAGAAGAAAGAGGCUUUAAGAAGGUUGUUAUGAUUGGAGAUGGAGCCACAGACCUGGAAGCAUGGCCUCCUGCAGAUGCAUUUAUCGGAUUUGGUGGGAACGUUGUCCGACAGCAAGUAAAAGAGAAAGCCAAGUGGCUGUCACUUUUCAGGUUUGUUUCAUCCCAAUCUGGGAGAACUCCACUUAAUGAGAACAGCUCAACCUUUGCGCAGCAUUCACAGAGACACAGCAAACUCCAUGGCACCAAUAUCAUCAGGAGGCAUACGCUCAAUGUGUGGGCAGGUCUCCCAUUGCCUUGCUAGGCUGAUCUCCAUCAUAAUGCUUCUCUGAGGGCAAGUGCCAUAUCGGAAUAUUUUGUCAUGAUACUUAAAAAUACGGAAAUUUCUUGAGAAUAAAUCUGGAUUCAUGACACCGAUAAGUGCUAGUUAUGCUGCCAUUAUAUUGAUUUAGCUAAACAUGGAUCUUAGUCUAUUUCACAGUGGUGGGGGCAGGGCAGGGCAGGGCAAGAGGUUCAUUGAUGCAGACAAUCACAUCACAAUGGGAAAAUUUUAAGCUGAAUAUGCAAUGUUUGUUCAUGAAAUCAAUACUUCCUUUCUUUUUCCCAAGUCACAGAACUAAAUGCCAUGGUGUCAUUACCAAGCGUGGUUUAUCCCAAUAACAAGGCAGGGCUUUGUUGUGUGUGCAUUACUUGUCGUGUACAAGACAUUAAGCCAACCAUAACGCAAAUUUGACAUGGCCCAAUACAUAUCUUUCCUAGCUAGUUGUCUAAUGUAAUCUUUUAUCAGCCUAUUUCUGUGCAUGUUUGGUUGGGAGCUUGCUGCCUAUAACCACAGAUCAGUCCAAUGUGUGUUGCUCAGGUGUUGUGUUCCAUUUGUCAUGGUCACCCUAGUCUGGCUAUAGAGAUUCUUUCCCCCAGUCAAGGCUGUUGACAAUAACCAAUAUGACCAAUUCAUACCUCAGAAGCAAUGGCACACAAAAACACCUAAGGGCUGUCUCUCCUGGACAAGUCUGAGAAUCUGCUUUUAUAUUUUUCAAAAAGAUGAACUAUAAUGUGCACCACACACAGUGUGAAGGGAAAAUCUCUACAAAGAUGUAAUGACAGAAUUUAACUGCACAUGUUGCAAGUGAUAACUAAUUUAUCAAUUUCCACUUCUGGGAAAACGUACCAUUAAAACUCUAACCAGGGAUACUGUCACAGAAUGGAAGGCUGUUGACCCAUUUUUCCUCACAAUGAUACUCCCAAAAAGCAAACUGCAUGUUGUCACUUUUCCAUUCUCUUCCACAUUUCCUCCCCUUCAGAUAUUUAGAAAACAUAGAAAAUUUAUGAUACAGGUAUUCACUGCCUGUUAGGUCCACACAGACUGAAAACUGUACCACGCAACUUCAUUCAAUCUUCCAACACUUGGUCUGUAUUUCUGGAGGAUAUGGGACUUCAGGUGCAUAUCCAUACCUUUUAAAUAAGUUGAAGAUUUCUGCCUCUAUUAGUCUUUAAGGGACUGAAUUCCAGACACCUACUACACUCUAAAUGAAAAGGUUUGUCCACAUCUCCCCUCUAAUAAUUUAAACCUCCUGGUCACUGACCCUUUUGUUGUCUUGCUUCUCCCUAAAUAAGUUAGACAACUGAUUAGAAUUUAUGAAUGAAUUUGCCCAGGUGUCCUGUAAUACGUAAGUGGUCAAAUCAAUAUGACCACAAGCCGGUAUCAAUGCAAAACAGUCCCAAUUUUAUUCGGAACAAACUUACGCUAAUUUUUAAUACUAAACUUACCAUCUCUAAUCCUGUUUUGCCCCUUAAGCUUAAACUGCUUCUACAGUCUCUUGUAGAUUUAUGCAGUCCCUUUCUCUGUCUCUGCAAAAUUGCUUUCUUUCCUUCUGUUUCUGCAUGGUCAGCUGAUUGCUGCCUCAGGCAAUUUCAGAGAAAGGUCUGCAGGUGAACUGUUUUUACACAUUUUAGAUGGCUUCCUGGAACUUUCUAUAGUUCUGGCCAAUCAGCAAGAUACACUUAAUAGUUUGAAACAGAGUCUGUGUGCAGAAGGACCUAGUGCCUUUCUGUCUAGGCCCACUGCUCAGAGGAUAAGUUGUUGGGGAUAUGCCUGUCCAGGAUAACUGUUGCCUUUUACAUUUUGCUAACGCCAUUAGCACCUGACUGCCAUGUUUGCAGUGGAUUUUGUGAUUUCAGAGUUUUAUUUGGCCAAACAGCAAGGAAUACUGGGUAAAUUGGCCAAGUAAAACUGAAACUUACCCAGCAUCCAUUGCUGUUUGGCCAAGUUAGCAAUCUGUUUUAGCAACCAUUAGGCUGCCACACUUUGCUGAGAAAUAGAUCCUUCUCAUUAAACAUAAAAUUCCCUCUCACGUUCUUGUACAUGUCUAUCAAAUUUCCCCUCUGUUCAAACAACCACCAACCACAACUUCCAGUUCUGACAACUUCCCCAUCCCCCAAACACUGCUUGCAGAACUCCAUGGCAUCAGUAUGCAACAGAAACAGAGCACAUCGUCUCAGCGAGAUGAGUGCUGGCAGUCAGAUCAGCACUGUCCCAAUUCUGAAUGGUGGCUUCCUGAGCCUGCUUCUGGCCUCAAUAUUAGCAAAGGUUGUGGAAAAAAACAAGGUAGACUUGUUAUCCAAAAGGUGAAGUUCUGCAAAUUGCAGUCAUUUCUCAUCCCUGAAUGCAUUUAAAAUAAGGGAAGAUCAGGGCAGCAGAAUGGGUUCACAACUGCUCUCAAAGAGAUCAUGCAUAUGUCAAAGGCUAAAAUGACCUCCUCUGAUGCAAAUUACACAUUUAGAUUUUAAUUUAAUAAAACAAUCCUUGUACAGUCACACCAACCUUUUUUGUACAAACAUCUACGACUGCUUACCUGUUAAGAAAGAUGGAUUGAGGCACUGGGAAUGUUCAGAGUGUGUUGCACCAUCAUAUGAUAAACUAAUCUAUCCCUAUUCGGCUCAGCAAAUGAACAGAUAUCAUUACUUACAACGUGCUAGUUUUGGCAGGCUAUAGAACUUUGGAAUCCAGACAGCAAACAGAAAGUAGCUACUUUAUCAGGCCACAUUAUGUGUCAAGCUCCUCAUUUUGCUUAUACUUACUUGCAUUAAAUGUUGAAAUAUGUCUUGCACUUUUAACAUACUUUGUUGAAUAUUUACUUUUUCUGAUAAGGUAAUUUUUUUUCAAAAUUGUUCCACUGAUUUUAUGAUCGAAAAUUGAGAGAUAAUCUAAUGUAUCUUGGAGGAAUUUGGAAAUACAUUGUUUCU